AAUAAAAACAAAGGGAGAUGUUUGUAAUAUCUCCCUGUUAGCCCCGGAAACCCGACGGUGGAGGCUAAAUUUGGUCAUAGAAAUGGCUACCGUGGCCAGAGCUAUAGCCUUAGCGGGAGCAUUUCACCACUGUUCCCACAUCACCAUUAGAUCACCAAGGAGACUUUACCAUUCUUGCAGGGCUAUCUAUAACCCAAAGGUCCAAAUCAAAGAGGAAGGACAGCCUCAGACCCUUGAUUACAGGGUCUUUCUUGUUGAUCACUCUGGCAAAAAGGUAUCUCCUUGGCAUGAUAUUCCAUUGCAUUUGGGUGAUGGAGUUUUUAAUUUUGUUGUUGAGAUACCCAAAGAUACUAGUGCCAAAAUGGAGGUUGCUACUGAUGAGCUGUACACUCCAAUAAAGCAAGAUACAAAGAAGGGAAAACUUAGAUACUAUCCUUACAACAUCAAUUGGAACUAUGGAUUGCUCCCUCAAACUUGGGAAGAUCCAUCAUUUUCAAACCCUGAAGUUGAAGGAGCGCUAGGAGAUAAUGACCCAGUUGAUGUUGUUGAGAUUGGAGAGAGACAAAGAAGGAUUGGUCAGAUCCUCAAGGUUAAGCCCCUAGCUGCUUUAGCUAUGAUUGAUGAGGGGGAGAUUGAUUGGAAAAUAGUUGCAAUAUCUUUGGAUGAUCCAACAGCUUCACUUGUGAAUGAUGUUGAUGAUGUUGAGAAACAUUUUCCAGGUACUCUUGUUGCGAUUAGGGAUUGGUUCAUAGAUUACAAAAUCCCAGAUGGGAAACCUGCUAACUGGUUUGCUCUUGGCAACAAGGUGGCAAACAAGGAUUAUGCUUUGAAGAUUAUCAAUGAAACUAAUGAGUCAUGGGCAAAGCUAAUGAAGAGAUCUAUACCUGCUGGGGAUCUUUCUCUCCUGUAAACUAAUGCCAAUAAUCUGAUUGUGUAGUUUUGCUUUAGUAAACAAUGCCUCGACAGAUCAUUUUUCACUUUCUUUUGAGUUAUGUGUGUGGGGUGGGGGGGGGAGGAGACUCAAGUUUUGCUGAAUUAUGCCUCAUAUGGUCCAUUUAUCCUUACCUUACAUAGCAUCUCUUUCAUUAAUGUACUUUCCAACUUUCAAAAAAAAUUAAUGUACUUCCCAAGAAAGAAAGAAGCUUUUAUGGUUACUUGUAAUGGGUCUUUGCUACCUAAACCAGAGUUUAUUAAAUGGUAAUUCAUGUUAUUUGUUGUC
Molecule: messenger RNA, 1219 nt
Organism: Theobroma cacao (cacao)
Lineage: Eukaryota; Viridiplantae; Streptophyta; Magnoliopsida; Malvales; Malvaceae
Product: soluble inorganic pyrophosphatase 6, chloroplastic-like
Biological process (GO): phosphate-containing compound metabolic process
Cellular component (GO): cytoplasm
Molecular function (GO): magnesium ion binding; inorganic diphosphate phosphatase activity
Source: RefSeq, a predicted model, not a curated record